Ilyonectria robusta is the source of this 2012-nucleotide messenger RNA. RefSeq lists its product as uncharacterized. Gene Ontology annotation, molecular function: zinc ion binding; DNA binding. Lineage: Eukaryota; Fungi; Ascomycota; Sordariomycetes; Hypocreales; Nectriaceae. The transcript is spliced from 5 exons. Bases 451 to 1989 code for a protein of 512 amino acids. Gene Ontology annotation, biological process: DNA-templated transcription. The record is from RefSeq and is a predicted model, not a curated record.
CUCGGCCAAGCUCAGGUGUACUCACAGCGCUGUUGCAUCCAACACGAUAACGCAUAAGCAGCGGGUGACAAUUUCCUCUCAAUAGUGCGCCGAUCUCGCGAGCGUCUUCAUGUUCGUUUGGGAGGAUACUGCGGAGUACUAAUUGGAUUGUGUUUGUCCAGCGAGAAAAAGAUUGACCACAUCGCGAAGAGUAUCGACGACAUUAAACUUCUUCUUGAGAGACUCAGCACACCCUCAGAUGCUGAGAAGGUCGAAACCCACCCACCGCUCGUUAAAAGCGGACUGCCGAAACCUCUGGCCAAGUACCAACCCAUUGGUACCGCUAAUGGUGAACACAUACCGUGGGAUCACUCGGCUUAUAUCGUCGGAUUUGUCGAUUGUGUCGCCGAAUAUGGAGGGGUAGAAGGCGUCCCGUCCGGAGCGGGCUUUAUUAUUUCUUCUCUGAGGAACAUGGCACAGACUCUGGUACGUCCCGAUAUCAAUCGGGACUUCGCUUCCACCCAGGCAAAGACCGCGAGAGAUCAGACUGACGCUUCUCCGAUGCCACCUUUAGAGGCUACUGUUGCGGCAUUGCGGUGGGUCAAGGUUCACGAACAACACCCCAGCCUCGCCUGGAUCUCUCAUAUACUACCUCACGGAAUGUUUGGAGAGAUCUGCAAAAAGGUGUACUUUGCAAUUGAAGACUACAGUGAAGUAGACUUUACCCUCGCAAAUGGUUACCUAUCUUACGUGUUUGCUGCACUUGCCGCUCAAUCUAAAGAACUGGAUUACCGAGAAUACUGGGAACUCUGCCGAGAUAACCUUUUCAGAGCGCUUUCGCGGCUACCUAUGAUUCUCCCUACAUCCAUGGAGGCAGUUGCUGCAUUGACACUUGGGACAUAUAACGCAAUCGAGAUACUUGAUGCCUCUCGAGCUUGGACAUUUAUUUCAAAUGCCUCGGAUCUAAGCCAGAGGUUAGGAUAUCAUCGCCAAGAUUUCCAAGGAGAAACCGACCAAUCCCUCCGCCUAGCAGAGGAACGUCUAUUUUGGACUAUUUAUCGGCUGGAGAAGGCACUCUCGCUUCGGCUCGGAAAAUUGUCCACGAUUGAUGAUACGAAAAUUAUACUUCCUGGUUUUGACUCGCAGGCGUCACGAUUUAUGAGGCUUGGGAGGAUUCGGGCACGGGUCGAUGAUCAACUACACAGCCCAAAUAGCUUGGCCUGCUCAGGAGACGAAGGAGGACAUUCGGCUGAGCAUCUUGCUGCAGAACUGCGAGAAGUGGUUCGAGAAACACACCUUGGUGUUUUCAGUGCCAGCGACCUGUCCUCUGAGAUGGGCUCGAUGCAAGUCGUCAAUAUACAGUGCGAGCUGGCUUGCCACUGUUCGCUUCUCGCCUUGAUUCUCAGGGCUAUUUCCACUGCAGGAGGCUCUCUGGAGCAUUGCUUUGCGGUUGCUCGCGAUGUUCUAGAUAUUCAUCACCAAUGCAUCAUAAGCCUCCGUGGUUGCGAGAAUGACACGUUUAUGAUAUCAAGAUAUCUUGACUGGUCAAUCCUCUAUACCCCCUUUAUCCCGUUUAGCAUUCUUUUCCCUCGUACCAUUCAGCUAUCGGAUCUCGACGACCUGGCCCGCCUUGAACGUUUCGCAGCUUCAUUCGGGCCUGACGAGGGUUCUUGCUCGUCAACUACACAACUUUACCAGCUGUAUCAACUUCUCUCCCAAGCUGCACGUAUCUACAUCCAAGCGAAAGCCCCGAUAUUUCCUCUGACCUCCACCUCGUCCCAAAAUCUGCCAGAUUUGUUAGAGGAGGUUGAUUUCGAGCAUCUUGUCAUGGAGGCACAAGCUGUGGCAAAUGGGACCUUUGAGGUCGGCGAUUCUCAGACGCCAGGGCUCAGCGGUUGGGAUGAUGACAAUCAGCAGCUCAUGGAUUUGAUAGAUGAUGAGAUGUUUUCGACAUCUGGAAUACCUGAGGAGACUAGUAUAGAACCCGAAGCUCCAGGAGGAAAAUCUUGAUGACGGACAAAGGCAGUAAAUAC